AUGGAUGUGAAAAUGAAAGCUGAAUAUCAAGAAGAAAUUGAAUCUGUGUUACAAAGUACAUCUGAGACAAAGACCAGUGUGAACAUGUGUCGUGAGAGUCAGAGUCCUGGUUAUCAUGUUAUAAAGAAAGAAGAUCACUAUACAGAAGUUAUAAAAUCCUCAAAACCAAACAGAGGUAUAUGUGGAGAAACAACUUUAAAUGGAGAAAACCUAAAGGAAUUUAAUAUACCUCAGUGUAAUGGUAAAACAUACAGUUGUGUAGCCAGUGGAGAAAAAUUUGGAACAAUGGAUAACCUAACACAAGAAAAGAGGAUACAAUCUGGAGAGAAACCAUAUCAUUGUGCAGUUUAUAGAAAAAACUUUAAGAGAAAUAGUCCCUUAGAACAACAUAAAAGAAAUCAAACUGGGGAGAAACUUUACAGUUGUACAGUUUGUGGAAAACACCUUGGAUCAAGCAGUUACUUAAGAAUACAUCAAAGAAUACACACUGGGGAGAAACCUUAUGAUUGUGAAAUUUGUGGAAAACAAUUUCGAAAAAUGGGUAACUUAAAAAGCCAUGAAAAAGUACAUAGUGGUCUUACUUAA
Molecule: messenger RNA, 585 nt
Organism: Limulus polyphemus (Atlantic horseshoe crab)
Lineage: Eukaryota; Metazoa; Arthropoda; Merostomata; Xiphosura; Limulidae
Product: zinc finger protein 782-like
Exons: 3
Coding region: 1-585 (194 amino acids)
Source: RefSeq, a predicted model, not a curated record